AUGUCUUCAAAUUCGGGCAAAUAUAUUCGCUAUGUGCUGUUUGCAGUUUUCGGACUGGCAAUUCUAGCUUUCAUCACAAAAUCAUCCUUACCCUUGCCCUCAGACUACGCAUUUAGUCUCCUCCCUGAGACGCAACAAAGCGAGACCAACGAUAAACCAAAUAAUGAAGCCGCCGCGAUUGAUCCUACAUCUCAAACACCCGCCAACACCGGUCCUCCACCGCUAACCCCGUCCGGCGACCGGAUCAACGCUACAUUCGUGACGCUGGCACGCAACAACGAUCUAUGGGAAAUUGCAAAAUCGAUUCGCGAAGUCGAAGACCGCUUUAAUCGCAACUACCACUACGACUGGGUGUUUCUGAAUGACAAACCAUUCGACGAGGAAUUCAAAAAACUUACCAGUGUCUUGGCAUCUGGAAAGACUCAUUACGGUCUGAUCCCCAAGGAACACUGGUCAUACCCGGAAUGGAUAGACCAGGACAAAGCCCGCGCAGUCCGCGAAGACAUGAAAGAGCGCAAGAUCAUCUACGGUGAUUCAGAGAGUUAUCGACACAUGUGCCGUUACGAAUCGGGUUUCUUUUUCCGGCAUGAACUCAUGCUCAAUUACGAAUACUACUGGCGUGUUGAACCCAGUAUUCAGCUCUUUUGCGAUAUCUCGUUUGACCCGUUUCGGUAUAUGAUGGAGAAUAAGAAAAAGUAUAGCUUUGUGCUGAGUUUGUAUGAGUAUUACGAGACUAUCCCGACGCUGUGGGAUAGUACGAAGAAAUUCAUGGCAGCGAAUCCUCAGCAUAUUGCGGAGGAUAAUUCGAUGGGGUUUUUGAGUGAUGAUGGUGGAGAGACUUAUAAUAAGUGUCAUUUCUGGUCCAAUUUCGAAAUUGGUAGCUUGGAAUGGCUGCGAUCAGACGCAUACAUUGACUUUUUCACCUCUCUCGACCACGAUGGUGGCUUCUUCUACGAGCGAUGGGGAGAUGCACCAGUGCAUUCCAUCGCAGCCGGCCUUUUACUGAACAAGGAAGAAAUCCACUUUUUCAACGAAAUCGCAUAUUACCACGUUCCUUUUACUCACUGUCCCACCGGUGAACAAACCCGUCUGGACUUGAAAUGCCACUGCAAUCCUGCUGAUAACUUUGACUGGAAGGGCUAUUCUUGCACAUCACGCUACUUCCACAUAAACGACAUCCCCAAACCAGAAGGCUACGAAAAGGAGACCAACUGA
This is a messenger RNA of Talaromyces stipitatus ATCC 10500, 1215 nucleotides long. RefSeq names its product alpha-1,2-mannosyltransferase (Kre2), putative. The record is from RefSeq and is a predicted model, not a curated record. Gene Ontology annotation, biological process: protein O-linked glycosylation; cell wall mannoprotein biosynthetic process; protein N-linked glycosylation. The coding region runs from base 1 to 1215 and encodes 404 amino acids. Gene Ontology annotation, cellular component: membrane; Golgi apparatus. NCBI's taxonomy places the organism in Eukaryota, Fungi, Ascomycota, Eurotiomycetes, Eurotiales, Trichocomaceae. Gene Ontology annotation, molecular function: alpha-1,2-mannosyltransferase activity. The transcript is spliced from 4 exons.